Euleptes europaea (tarantolino) is the source of this 2610-nucleotide messenger RNA. RefSeq names its product phosphoinositide-3-kinase regulatory subunit 5 (gene PIK3R5). Gene Ontology annotation, molecular function: 1-phosphatidylinositol-3-kinase regulator activity. The transcript is spliced from 19 exons. Lineage: Eukaryota; Metazoa; Chordata; Lepidosauria; Squamata; Sphaerodactylidae. Gene Ontology annotation, biological process: positive regulation of MAP kinase activity; G protein-coupled receptor signaling pathway. Gene Ontology annotation, cellular component: phosphatidylinositol 3-kinase complex, class IB. The coding region runs from base 1 to 2610 and encodes 869 amino acids. The record is from RefSeq and is a predicted model, not a curated record.
AUGCAGCACACAACGUGCACGGAAGAUAGGAUCCACCAUGCAUUGGAAAGGUGCCUCCAUGGCCUCAGCAGAAACACCAUCUCUGCUAGUACUUGGACAGCCGGGCUUUGUCUGAAUUGCUGGAGCCUCCAGGAGCUGGUUAGUCGUGAUGCAGGGAACUACCUCAUCCUUCUGGAGCAAAUUCUGCAAAAGACUGAAGAGGUCCAAAAGAAAAGCGACUAUGAUCUGUUUAUUCCACUGGCCUUGCUCUUCAGUUCAGCUGUGCUGUGUACCUCACACUUCCCUUCCAAUUCUGACUUGCUUUGGAGAGCCAGGAGGACCUACCGUGAUUUCCUCACUUGGCCUGUGCCAUACUGCAAUAUCUGCCAGGAAUUGCUGACUUUUAUUGACAAUGAGCUCAAAGCCCCAGGGAUUUGCUUUCAAAGGCUGGUGAGGGCAGAGCACGGUCUGUCUGCCAAGAGCUCAGAGAGGUCCAUUAUAACAGUCCUGCUACUGAACCCUUCGGAGGUUCACAGUGAGUUUCUCUCCGUUGCUGAAAGGCUUAGUGCUCUGGAGUGCUCCCAGCACAUGCUAGCGGUUACCCUCCUUGAACACGUCUACCAAGCUAACUUUGGGACCAGUUGUGAUCUGGGGAGACUCCGUCAAGCUCUGAAGCUGAAGCCUGUGGAAGAGCUCAUGGAGAUAUUUGUCAGCACCACAGGAGCCCAGGAAUUGGCGGCUGCGACCAGCGAUGACCCUGCCGCAGCUAGGAAGCAGCUGCAAUUGGCUUUGCAGGAGAUAGCAAAGGCAGCGGGUCUGCCUGGAAUCAUAGGAGAAGCCCAGACACAUAAGCCCCACCUCAUCCCUGUUCCUGCUGCCCGCUGUCAUGCCUACAUUUGGGAUCAGGAUAAUUUUGACAUCUUGAACGAGGUACUAGAGAAGGAGUGCGACUACCCCAAGCCAGCAGUUCUGGAAGACGACGAAGAAGAGGAAACUGACUGCUGCUUUCCACCAAAUGAUUCUGUAUAUUCAGCCUUGUCAGAGGACUGCUCAUGUAACUCACGGGUGUCUAUCUCAGCCGUUUCCAAGGACCCCGACUCUGAGCUCUCAUUGGCCUCGACAAAGUCCUUCACAUCUUUUGUCUCCAGUCUGACGGACUGCAUGGACAGUGGUUAUGUGGAGGACAGCGACGAGAACUCUCUGGAGUCAACAGGGCGCUUGGAUCCGAGGGAGGAGAAGGUGUCGCCCAGGCGGCGGCAGCGGUUGACCAACAAGAUCUACAAGUUGUUCAAGAGCAAAAGCCAGCUGAUCCUGGGAGGCAAAGAGCUGAGAGACAUUUCGGAGGUGGCCUCCCUGUCGCUGCCCCUUCGCCGAGCAGAGAGCCUCUGCAACCCAGUGGCCAAGCACCACAUCCCUAUGCGCUCCCGGCGGGCAAAGUCACUGCCCCAACACAUACUGAGAUCAGCGCUUUUACAGCAACAGGCCCCAGAGAAUGUCUGCGUCCAGCGUAGGCCCUUCCUGAGCUGCGAUGAGGAUACAAAGAUCUCGACACUGCGUGUUGUUGUGUUUGGCUCUGACCGCAUCUUGGGGAAAGUCGCUCGGGCUUAUAGCAAUCUUAAAUCCCAAGAAAGAAGCUGCCCAUGGCUGACUCGGUACUUCAAACUGCAGUUUUUCUACGUCCCUGUAAAGAGGAGUGGUCCUACCUCAUCUCCACUGACCUGCCUUCCUCCUUCUCCCGGAGACCCUCAGGGCCACGCUUUAGGAUCUGCGGAUCCUGGUUUGGCGAGGAUGGAGAGCAGCACAAACAAUAUCUCCCAGUAUAUAGGUAUACUGGAUCCGUGGUACGGGCGCAACAUUCUUGGACUAAUGAACCUUCCCCCAGAUGUCCUAUGUGAGCAGUCCAUCAAGCCUGAGGGUGAAUCCCUAGAGGAAGCAGCAGAGCAUCUCCCCAUCCUUGCAGACAUGAUACUCUACUACUGUCGCUUCGCUACCCACCCUGUGCUGCUACAAGUCUACCAGAUCCAGCUCACUUUCAUUGGAGGAGAGACGAGGACGGAGAUCUUAAUCCACUCACUAGAGCUGGGUCACUCAGCAGCCACACGGGCCAUCAAGGCUUCAGGUCCAGGUAGCAAACGGCUGGGCAUUGACGGAGACAGAGAAGCAAUCCCGCUAACACUACAGAUCGCCUAUAGCAAGAGAGCAGUCAGUGGAAGGAACCGCUGGAACGACACCGAGAAAGUCUGCACAUCCGUCAACGUCUUCAAGGCCUGUAACAGGCAAGAAGAGCUUGAUUCAAAAACGGAAUGCUUGACGCUCACUGCGACAGAAGUAAUCAAAAGGCAAAGUUCCAAGUCCAAGAAGAGCUUCAAUCAGAUCAGUGUGUCCCAGAUAAAAGUGGACAAAGUCCAGAUCACGGGGGUCAACUGUUCCUUUGCGGUGUGCCUGGACCAGGAUGAGCGGAAAAUUCUGCAGAGUGUCACCAGGUGCGAAAUCUCAGCGUGCUACAAACCCAAGAUCAAUGAGCCCUGCUCUGGAGGGAAGCCCGCUUCUCUUCUCCCUUCCCAGGAUCCCUCGGAUUUAUGCUCUCUUCUGUGCCUGCCUGUUGCCACUUUCAGUGGGGCGCUACCCUAG